Messenger RNA from Pungitius pungitius (ninespine stickleback), 3708 nucleotides. RefSeq names its product solute carrier family 30 member 1a (gene slc30a1a). NCBI's taxonomy places the organism in Eukaryota, Metazoa, Chordata, Actinopteri, Perciformes, Gasterosteidae. Gene Ontology annotation, cellular component: Golgi apparatus; endoplasmic reticulum; membrane. Gene Ontology annotation, molecular function: calcium channel inhibitor activity; zinc ion transmembrane transporter activity. Gene Ontology annotation, biological process: zinc ion transmembrane transport; intracellular zinc ion homeostasis; detoxification of zinc ion. The record is from RefSeq and is a predicted model, not a curated record. The coding region runs from base 386 to 1861 and encodes 491 amino acids. The transcript is spliced from 2 exons.
GUGUGGAAAGUUUACCGGCUCGGGUGCAAAGUUUCAGCCGUCUGCAAACCGAAGCUCGUUGGCAAACGUAUCUGGAAUAUCGUUGUGUCGACCAGUCUAUCUCUACGAUAGCUAGAAUAAUCGGCCCGAUACAUUAUACCCGCGGUUGUCUUCAGAUCUAGCCGAGUGAUGCUGCCGUCGCUGGAAUACGGUGGUGUGUAAAGACGCUGUUAGCAUCGAUCGUAUUGUCUUCGGAAGCCAGCUAGCUUAAGGUAAACCUUUAGCCCGGAGCUGUGUUAAAACGAAGAGCUAGCUAACGUUAGCCGAUGUCCCGGUGAGCUCGUUAGAAAACACAAGUAAAGCGUUAUUCAAACUAGACUCGACGAAGGACUGACAAGGAAGAAAAAUGACUUGUGAGCCUAAUCGCGUGAGGCUGCUAUGCAUGCUCUCGUUGACUUUUGGUUUUUUCAUCGUGGAAGUGGUGGUCAGUCGGAUGACUUCGUCCCUGUCAAUGCUGUCGGACUCCUUUCACAUGUUGUCGGAUGUCAUUGCGCUGGUCGUGGCUUUGGUCGCGGUGCGAUUUGCCGAGAAAACCCACGCGACCGACAAAAACACCUUCGGGUGGAUCCGGGCGGAAGUGAUGGGGGCUCUUGUCAACGCCGUCUUCCUCACGGCGCUGUGCUUCACCAUCGUCCUGGAGGCUGUGGAGCGCUUCACCGAGCCCCACGAGAUCGAGAGUCCGCUGGUGGUCGCCGGAGUCGGCGCCGCGGGGCUCCUGAUCAACCUGCUCGGGCUCUGCCUGUUCCGCGGCCACGCCGGCGGAGGACACGGACAUUCCCACGGAGGACACUCUCACGGAAACAAGCACAAGAGGGGCAAAGCUGGGAAGUCCCAGCAGGCUGGCAAUGGGUCCUCGGGAGAGGAGACCAACAUCUUGGUGGCGAGUCACAACAGCCCGGGGGAAGCGAGGCCGAGAAACGAAAUCAGCUCUAAAGACAACGCAGAUGUGCAGAUGAACGGCAGCCCCCACUUUGAGGAGAUGGAGCAUGACGCUGCGUCGCAGCUCAACAUGCGCGGCGUUUUCCUGCACGUGUUGGGCGACGCCCUGGGCUCUGUCAUUGUGGUGGUCAAUUCUUUAAUCUUUACCUUUGUGUGGCAGCCCUGCGUAGAAGGGGAGAUGUGCUUGAACCCGUGCAUCAACAGCCACACCACGGACCACCACCAUGUCAACCACACGCUGGUCGACCUGCUGGAAGGUCCCACCAUGCCUGCCAUGAAGUCCGCCGGCCCCUGCUGGGUUCUCUACCUGGACCCCACCCUCUGCAUCAUCAUGGUGUGCAUCCUGCUGUAUACCACCUACCCGCUGCUCAAAGAGUCCGCCCUCAUCCUCCUGCAGACCGUGCCCAAGCAGAUCAACAUGAACCGACUCAACGAGCGCCUGCUGGGGCUGGAAGGUGUCCUGGCCAUCCACGAGCUGCACAUCUGGCAGCUGGCCGGCAGUCGCAUCAUCGCGACGGCACACAUCAAGUGCCACGACCCCACAUCGUACAUGGAGGUGGCCAAGCGCAUCAAGGACUUCUUCCACGACGAGGGCAUCCACGCCACCACCAUCCAGCCCGAGUUCGUCACGUUCAACUCCGAGUCCCGGGACUCCCUCUGCGAGCUCUCCUGUCGGACUCAGUGUGCCCCCAAGCUGUGCUGCGGCUCCGCGGACAAACAGAACCCGGGCUCUGAGAAGAAGGCCAGCAGUGACUGCAAAGCCGCUGCCGCGUCGGCCCUGGAGGUGAUCGUGGAGACCCCGGAGCAGGCUGCAGGGAUCGAGGUGUGCCCUCGGUCAGAGGCCGCGGUCGCCGUCGCCCGGGAGGUGGAGUCGUCUCUGUGAGAUGGAGGGGAUGGAGGGAGACGGAGGAGAAGCUGGAGAAACCACCACACUGGACUGAAAUAAUUGUCAUGGACGCUGUUAUCUAUCCGACCUGCAGGCUCUGUCGUGGCCCGAACAAGAACUCCUUUUCCAUAGCAUGUGGUUUCUGUCAUCGCCCCUUUUUUUUAUGGCAAAACAAAUAAUAACCCUUCAGUGUCCUCGUACUUGAGUCAUUCCUGCCAUCUUUCCUCUCUUUGUAUACCCAUUUUCAUUCCCUCUCUCCCAGGCUCUCCUCCGUCUCUUUGGCCCCUCUCUUGUUGCCGUGGCGACGUUGCAUGUCGGGGGUUCGCGUGCUGCAUUUCCUCCGGGAGCGCAGCGAGGCCCGCUACGUGUUCCCCUGUGAUAGCCGUCAUCUCAUCCCGUGGGGUUUCUGUGCCAAAGCUUCUCACUGCAAGACUGAAGGGAACCGAGAGACCUUCUCUCCUCUUAAAGGACACACAACACAUGCACAUCACUCGGUUCAGUUGUUUAGCCUUUGGGCCUGUUGGCAAAGAGAAUACCUCUUUUGUUUUUAGCGUUGGCUUUGAGCAGAUCUAUUUUCGGACCCUGUGGCCCCAAAUGGAAGAGUAUUGUUUAAUAAUUUAAGUUUUUUUUAAGUUAUUAGAAAGGAUUUAUUUCUCUCUGUAAAUGCUGUUUGGAAUGUUUAGUUUGAUUGAUAGCUAAAUUUCUUGCAAUUUUUCUGUCUCAUUUUUUUAUUUUUUUUGACAGACCAUCUAUGCUGUAGUUUUCUUUUUUCGAAUAUGACGUUUUUAUAGUGAUUUUGUUUCUCAAGACUCUUCUCUGGCCUUGGCUAGGUUUAACUUGCAGUCAUUCGUUGGAUACAAAAGGCGUAUCAACACCUCUCACCUUGCCUUUUUAAAAUACAGAAAGACGUGCUGUCGGUAAGGCGGCGAUUGGUGGCCGUAGUGUGACUGACACUCACAGGUCCGAUGGCUUCGGUGUGUUGUGACAAAAGGAGAACCAGAUGCUAUUAAUGAAAACACUCUUCUUUGUAUGAAUCUCUACUGGGAAGCUCUCUGGUGAUCGCCGAUGAUUUUCGUUACUAACCCCCACGAAUGUGUUCGGCACCAUGUCACAAUCCACCUUGAGGGAGGAUCUUUUUUUUCUCUUUUUUUUAUGAAAUAUAUUUCUGUGACGUUCUUCUACAUUUGCAUGACCAAACCGAGACCCGGUGUUCGACUUUCAGGAGCUCCACAAAGCUGCUCACCAGUGCCUGCUGGUAUACUCCAACAUUACUCGUACCUGUGGGGGGGGGGGAUGUCUCGGUGUUUUUUUGUGUCCUGCUUUGGACACUUGAGCUUUUGCUUAAGUCCAAAUUGUGGCCUUUGCAAAUCGGUGAAUUUUCCCUCAUCGCCACUGAUAUCAUUUAAAGGUGGUCCAUUGAUGUGGUUCAGAUUCCCACUCCUGAGUAAAUGUGUAUGCAAUAUAGAAAUGUAUUAUGACGCAUUCUUUCAUGUUUGGUUACUUUUAUUCUGUUUUUAAGACUUGCUCUCUGUGCAAAUUGGGGGAAAAAGUGUUUUUUGUUUAUUUUAGAUAUGACAUGUCAACUGAUGUGUUUUUGGUAUACUAUAUAUCUACAGUACCUGUCCAAUGUGUCAUUGUGAAAUAAAAAAAGAAAUGUCUGUUUGGUACAGUUGAUAAACCCAAAUUUGUCAGCUGUCUUAUUUGUAAGCUUUCCAGUCAAAGAUAAUGUAGUUCUUUUUCAAAUGUCAUUUACAGAAACAAGCAAUGACUGUAAAGUAAGUGAAUGUACAUCAACUACAAUGAGAUGAAACAUGAACAUAAAGAGAUGUUGUGACUACAACGUU